UCAGCAACAACUUGUGAGAGCAGAAUUUCAGAGAUGGAUAAUCAGAUAACGGAAGGGGAUCGAACUAUGAAAGAGCUUGCAGCACCAGAUGUGGCUUAUAAGUACUCAUGCAUCACUUAUCCAGACUUGGCAGGAGAUUUUGAACUUAGAUCAGGACUUAUUCAUCUGCUUCCCAAAUUUCAAGGGUUAUCAGGAGAGGAUCCCAACCGCCAUCUACAUGAAUUCCAUGUGGUUUGUUCUACCAUGAAACCACAGGGUAUUUCAGAAGAAGACAUUAAGUUGAGGGCCUUUCCAUUCUCUUUGACAGGAGCAGCAAAGGACUGGUUAUAUUGCCUUCCAGCUGGAUACAUUACUAGUUGGAUUGAUAUGAAGAAAGCAUUUUUGGAGAAAUUUUUCCCAGCUUCUAGGACUGUAACUAUCAGAAAGAGCAUUUGUGGUAUUCAGCAAGUAGUGGGAGAGACUCUUUAUGAUUAUUGGGAGAGAUUCAAGAAGCUGUGUUCGAGUUGUCCACAACAUCAAAUUAGUGAUCAGCUCCUUGUUCAAUAUUUUUAUGAGGGUUUACUUCCCAUGGAUAGGAGCAUGAUAGAUGCAGCAGCUGGAGGAGCCUUGGUGAAUAAGACUCCAAAUCAAGCAAGAGAGUUAAUUUCAAAUAUGGCAGAAAAUUCACAGCAAUUUGGGAGUAGAGCUCUUGGGACUAGAGUGGUUAAUGAAACUCAUUUGGUUUCGAAUGAGCAACAAGAAAUCAGAAACAAUUUGCAAGAAUUGACCUCUCUAGUGAAGCAAAUGGUGUUGCAAAAUUCGAGUCAUGUUUCAAAUUUUCCUUUAUCAAUGAUGAAGUUGUGUGGAAUUUGUUCAAGCCAAGAUCAUUCUUCGGAUCAUUGUCCUAAUUUAUAUCAAGAUGAAUCUGUUGCAGCCAUUUCAAGACCUCAAUUUCAGCAACACAAGUAUGAUCCCAACUCUUCAACAUAUAAUCCGGGAUGGAGGGAUCAUCCUAAUUUGAGGUAUGGGAACACAUUUUAUCAGCAGCCAACACAAAAUCAGAUUGGUCAGCCAUCAUUUCAACAUCAGCAGAAUCAACAUUAUUUCCAGAACCAUCCAGCAGUUCAUUCUCAGCAAAAUCAGCACUUCCAGCAGUCACAAUUUCAGCAAAACUUCAACCAAAAUCAGCAAUUUCAACCAUUUCAGAAUUUUCAGCAUUCGAAUGUUGCAUUUCAACCACAAUUUCAGAAUGCACAGAACCAGCAAAACCAUUAUCAGCAAAUUCAGCAACCUGUGCAGAAUUUCCAGCAGCCAAGCAGUUCGAAUCAGCAUCAAUUUCAGCUUGCACUUCCAUCUUCUACAAGUCCUAGAUCAAUGCAACCUCAGCAGAAUUCUAGUAGCUCAAAAAUUGAGGAUUUGAUGCAGCAAGUGCUUCAACAACAACAACAAAUGAUGCAACAGCAGCAACACCAGCAAAGAACUGAUACAACGCUGCAAAACAUUGAAAGACAGAUUGGGCAACUUGCUAGCAACAUCAAUCAAAUGCAGAACCAAGGAUCUGGGCAGUUACCUUCACAACCGACUCCAAAUCCUAAGGGAAAUGUGAGUGCAUUAACUCUUCGAAGUGGUAAAACAAUUUCAGAGCCAAAUCAGAAGUUAUCAGCUGGAACACAGCAGUGUUUUUCCAGACCAUUUGCAGAUUCAAACCUACAGAAUUCUCAGAUUUAUCCAGCAAAUUCAGAGUCAACAGAAUCUGAACAGAAUGACAUUUCUGGUACUGAUCAGCUACAUUCUACACAACCUGCAACUUCAGAAUCUACUCAAUUUGGUGGAGCAGAUUUUAGUUUGGAUUUUACCCCAACAGCAGCUUCAAAUUCAGCUCCAAAUUCAGCACAGAAUCUGGAAAAUUCUGCACAGAAUCUGGACAGCAAUAUUACCCAGCAAGGAGUUGAGCAUUCUAUUCCGUUACCUUUCCCUCAAAGAAGUGUACAACCAAGAAAAGAAAUGGAGGAAGAAAAGGCUAGAGAAUAUCAAGAAUUGGUGAAAUUGUUCAGCAAAGUUGAAGUGAAUGUGCCUUUGCUUACCAUGAUUAAGCAAAUUCCAAAAUAUGCCAAAUUCCUCAAGGAUCUUUGUGUGCACAAAAAGAAAUUAAAGGGGAAUGAAUUGAUAAGUAUGGGAAAGAAUGUUUCAGCAUUACUUCAGCCAGUUCCUCAGAAGUGUGAAGAUCCAGGAGUUUUCACCGUGCCUUGUGUUAUAGGAGAUUGUAUUUUUGAGGAUGCGAUGUUAGAUCUUGGAGCUUCUAUUAAUGUGAUGCCUAAGUCAGUUUUUCAGUCAUUAAGAAUUGGACCUUUGCAGCCUACAGGUGUAGUGAUUCAGUUGGCCAAUAGAAGUCAAGCACACCCAGCUGGAGUGAUAGAAGAUGUAUUGGUAAAAGUGAGGGAGUUAAUUUUUCCUGCAGAUUUUUACAUCUUAGAUAUGGAGGGUGAUGUGCUUGCAAAUAGGGCUCCGCUUAUUCUUGGACGUCCAUUCUUGAAGACUGCUAGAACGAAGAUUGAUGUGCAUGCUGGGACUCUUUCUAUGGAGAUAGGAGACACAGUGGUUAGAUUCAGCAUUUUUGAGGCUAUGAAGCAUCCUAGAGAGGAUCAUUCUAUACUUAGCGUGGAUAUCUCAGAGGAGCUGGAUGGCAUGGAGUUCUUGUCAGAUAUUGAUUCAGACUUAGAGAUUUCUGAUUUUGGUACAGUGAAUGAAUUUGUUGUAUUAUUGGAAGAUGUUUUAGAUGUGGAAUCUGAUGUCAAUUCAAGUGAAUGCGUAGGGGAUUGCUUGGGAGAAGCAUUACCCCUAGGAUCGCUCAGAGAGGAAGAGGUAUGUGUAGGGGAUUGCUCAGCAGCAUUACCCCUAGGAUCACCUAUUAUGGAGCAGACACAAGAGGAGUUGAAACCAUUGCCCCAACAUCUGAAAUAUGCAUAUUUGGGAGAAAAUCAGCAGCUACCUGUCAUCAUAGCUCAGAAUUUGGAACCAGAUCAGGAGGAGAGAUUAUUAGAGAUUCUGAGACAGCAUAGGAAGGCCAUUGGAUGGACUUUGGCGGACAUUCCUGGGAUUAGUCCUUCCAUUUGUAUGCAUAGGAUCUAUUUGGAGGAGGAUGUGAAGCCAGUGAGACAGCCACAAAGACGACUGAACCCUUUGAUCUUGGAUGUGGUAAAGAAGGAGGUGACUAGACUCUUACAGGCAGGCAUUAUUUAUCCGAUUUCUGACAGCAAAUGGGUAAGUCCCAUCCACGUGGUUCCAAAGAAGUCAGGGGUGACAGUGGUAGCUAAUGAAGAGAACGAACUGGUGCCCACGAGAGUGAAGAAUUCCUGGAGGGUAUAUGUGGAUUACAGGAAGCUGAACCAAGCAAGCAGAAAGGAUCAUUAUCCACUACCUUUUAUUGAUCAGAUGUUGGAGAGGCUGGCAGAUUUGCAUCGACCCAGAGGACCAGGAGAAGACUACCUUCACCUGCCCUUUUGGGACAUUCGCAUAUCGUAG
Messenger RNA from Zingiber officinale, 3501 nucleotides. RefSeq lists its product as uncharacterized. The record is from RefSeq and is a predicted model, not a curated record. NCBI's taxonomy places the organism in Eukaryota, Viridiplantae, Streptophyta, Magnoliopsida, Zingiberales, Zingiberaceae. The coding region runs from base 34 to 3501 and encodes 1155 amino acids. The transcript is spliced from 2 exons.